Molecule: messenger RNA, 4429 nt
Organism: Anopheles maculipalpis
Lineage: Eukaryota; Metazoa; Arthropoda; Insecta; Diptera; Culicidae
Gene: anne
Product: polyamine-transporting ATPase 13A3
Exons: 2
Coding region: 143-4375 (1410 amino acids)
Biological process (GO): polyamine transmembrane transport; intracellular calcium ion homeostasis
Cellular component (GO): membrane
Molecular function (GO): P-type ion transporter activity; ATP hydrolysis activity; ATP binding
Source: RefSeq, a predicted model, not a curated record
UUGCGUGCCGGCAGUCGUUGAAGGCAUCGUUGGCGGCGUGCUUGCACUGACCGAGCUCCGGCACCGUGCCUCAGUCGUCAGUCUGAUUGCGCGUCGGAGUGUCACGCGGGUGAAACCUCCCUGACGUGGGUGUUAAAGCUACAUGAUGCCGCUGACGGAAGGAUCGGCCCCGGCCGAUCGGUGCUCGGCUUCGGGUUCGGCAGCAGGAUCGACGUUCGAUGUCCAGCUGGACACGGCGCUUACCGACGAUCGUCAUCAUCACGGUGAAGAUCCUGCUGCCGCGCGUAUCGAAGCUGACGAAACCGAUCGGGCGGCGGUACCGUCGUUUUUAGUGGAGAGUGUAGUAAGUGCGGGGCUGCCACCAGAAGCAGAAGAAGAUGACGGACCGGCGGCAGUACAGAUCAAGAAAGCGCGUAAGUCCAUGCUUUUCCAAGCAACGAACCACCACCACCAUCAUCACCAUCAACACCACCGGACACACCGAUACGAUAUCGAGCAAGAGAAAUCGCAUCCUGACGCUGUAUCUACUUUAGCGGAGCUGUUGCAGGAGUCCGGCCUACAGGCGUCCGUGCACGAUAUUCUAAACGAUGGCGAGGAGGACCAGAUGUUUAUUACCGGGUACGAGCGAUGUCUGCGCAAAACGUUCGUCUGCUACGUAGGGUUCCUGCUGACGUUCGGUAUCCUGCGGUUGGUGAUGCAUUGGCGGCGCCAUUGGUUGCUGCUGGCGACGCACCGGGAGUGUUCGCUCGAGCGUGCGGACAAGGUGCUGAUCCAUGAGGCGUACCAGCGGAAGCACGAUCUGUACUAUGUGAAGGACGUCAUAACGCUCAACGGUGAUGUUAUCAGUGAAAUUCUGGACGAAAAGAAGAAACCAACAACCUCCAACGCACGAAACGUGAUCAAGGAACUAACGCAGAAUGGAAUUGUCGACUACAUUGGGUUCUUGCGCUCGCUUGACCCGUUCCAGGUGGCCUACCAUCGGACAGGUGGACGUUUCGAGCUUGCAAGCACAAUGCGCUACUUUUGCUGCAAAAAGCUUCGCUACAUCUGGUGUGAUGUGAGCAAAAAGUUCAUCAAGCUACAGGGCCUUGAUGUGGAGGUACCGAGCGUACUCAUCCACCACACGAAAGGGCUAUCCAAGUACGAACAAAGCAUCCGCCGGCUAAUCUACGGAAGUAACGAAAUCUUUAUCCCGCUGCGCACCGUCCUAACGCUACUAUUUCUCGAGGUGCUCAACCCGUUCUACGUGUUUCAGAUCUUCUCGGUUAUACUGUGGUUCUUCUACGAGUACUAUUACUACGCGGUCGUUAUUAUACUGAUGAGCGCGUUCGGUAUAACGGUAUCGAUCAUACAGACGCAGCGCAACCAGCGUGCCCUAUACUCAACGGUCAAGAGCACCGAUACAGCAAUGGUAGUGCGCGAUACGAUGGAAUCGGAAACGAUCGAAACGCGCUUUCUGGUACCGGGUGAUGUGUUGGAAAUUCCCGCCACCGGUUGUACGAUGCAGUGUGAUGCGGUACUACUAUCGGGUAACUGUAUCCUGGAUGAAUCGAUGCUGACGGGUGAGAGUGUUCCAGUGACGAAGACUCCGUUGCCGCUGAAGCGUGAUUUGAUCUACAAUCGAAAGGAGCAUGCACGUCACACACUGUUCUGCGGGACACGCGUUAUCCAGACUCGUUACAUUGGGAGUGAGAAGGUGCUGGUGAAGGUGUUGAACACGGGCAACAUCACCGCAAAGGGGGGAUUGAUCCGAUCGAUUCUUUAUCCACCUCCGGUGGACUAUAAGUUUGAGAAGGAUUCGUACAAGUUCAUCACCGUGCUGGGUGUGGUGGCGUUCUGUGGCUUUGUGUAUACGCUUUAUACGAAGAUAAGCCGCAGUAUUGGUGCGAUUAAGAUUAUUGUGGAAUCGUUGGAUCUGAUCACGAUCGCUGUUCCGCCGGCACUGCCGGCUGCGAUGACUGUUGGCCGUAUGUACGCUCAGAAGCGUUUGAAGAAGAGCAACAUCUACUGUAUCUCACCGCGUGCAAUCAACGUGUCCGGAAGUAUCGAUUGUGUGUGUUUCGACAAGACGGGAACGUUGACGGAGGACGGUCUGGAUAUGUGGGGUGUACUGCCGAAGGAUUCGACCAACAGUUUUCAAAUACCGCUCAAGGAAAUUGCCCGUUUACCGAUGAGUGAUCAUCUACUCUUCGGUAUGGUGACGUGCCAUUCGAUAACGUUCGUCAAUGGGGAGAUGCGUGGUGAUCCACUUGAUCUGAAGAUAUUUGAGUCGACUGGUUGGAUUUUGGAGGAGGCGAAUGUGUCCGACGAGACCAAGUACGACAUGCUGUUCCCGACGAUUGUGAAACCACCGCGCGGUGACUCGCGAGACGAGCUAAACCUCGAGCUGGACGUAGCGUACGACAAUUCGAACGAUAUCGGUAUUGUGCGUGAGUUUUCCUUUACAAGCGCACUGCAGCGAAUGUCGGUAGUAACGCGUAAGGUGUCCGACAACCAUUUCAACGUGUACGUGAAAGGAUCGCCCGAGAUGAUUAGCUCGCUGUGUAGGCCCGAGAGCAUACCACAAGAUUUUCAAUCGAAGCUAGGAUUCUACGCCCAGCAAGGCUAUCGAAUCAUUGCGAUCGCUUACAAACAGCUGGACAAGAAGCUAAACUACCCAAAGGUACAGAAAAUUGCACGCGAAAAGGUAGAGUGUGAGCUAGAAUUCUUAGGGUUUGUAAUAUUGGAAAAUCGACUCAAAGCGGACACAGAGGAAGUGAUCGAAAGUCUAAACGCAGCCAACAUUCGCUCGGUAAUGGUAACCGGAGAUAACCUGCUUACUGCGGCAAGUGUCGCACACGACUGUGGUAUGGUACUGGCGGGUCAGAAUCUUGUCACAGUGACAGCACACGCGGAUAAAACAAAUCCGGAUCGUUACUUCCUGUCGUACGAUAUUACCGGUCAGCCACAGCUAACACAGUCCGAUAUCAUUAACGAUAAUGAUCAGAUGCCGACCGAUGGUAAGUCGGAUGGAACGGCCAUCCACCACAGAGUGAAGGAGAAUGGGAACUACGCCCUCAUGACAGAAUCGAACAGUAUCAGCAGUUCGAUCGACACGUGUACCAUCUCGACCCAGCUCAGUACCAACUUCGACCACAAGGAUAUUCACUCGCAUCGUAUCAUCAUUGAGCCUCCGGACCAUCACGAUGUAAAGGCGGUAAAUGGUGGCACGUUCGGAAAGGGUACGAGUACAGCAUCCGGUUCGUUCCGGUUCGCACUUACCGGCAAAACGUGGGCAAUCAUUAACGAACACUUCCCGGAGCUGGUACCAACGAUUACUUCGUUCGGGACCGUUUUUGCGCGCAUGUCUCCGGAUCAGAAACAACACUUAAUUACGGGGCUGCAAAAUCUUGGCUACUACGUGGCAAUGUGUGGCGAUGGAGCGAACGAUUGUGGUGCGUUAAAGGCGGCUCACACGGGUAUUUCACUGUCGGAAGCAGAAUCAUCCGUCGCAUCACCAUUUACGUCGAAAAAUCCAACAAUCGCCUGUGUGCCGAAUGUUAUCAAGGAGGGUCGUGCCGCGUUGGUAACUUCGUUCGGUAUAUUUAAAUUUAUGGCGGCCUAUUCACUCGUUCAGUUCGCAUCCGUCGUGAUCCUUUACUCGAUCGAUUCGAACCUUACCGAUUGGCAGUAUCUGUAUAUCGAUCUGUUUAUCAUCUCGAUUGUGGCGUUCUUCUUCGGCAAAACUUCUUCCUACGAUGGACCGCUUGUGAAGCAAACACCUUCCAACUCGCUUAUAUCGCUUGCGCCGCUUCUCUCCCUCGCUCUGCACAUGAUCGUAGCGAUCGGCAUACAGAUGGCCGGUUGGUAUCAUGUGCAAGCGCAACCAUGGUUCGAACCAUUCAACUACACCUCCGACCGGGAACUGAACGAUCACGGAUGCUUCGAAAACUAUACCAUCUUUGCGAUCUCCUGCUACCAGUAUCUCAUACUGGCGAUUGUCUUCUCCAAGGGUGCUCCCUACCGGAAGUCUAUCUUCUCCAACUAUGGCUUCAUCAUUAGCAUCGUGGUGAAUGCGGCGAUUGCCGUCGUACUAACCGUGUAUCCACCAACCUGGAUAGCGGAACAGUUCGAGCUUGUUAUGCCACCGGAGGGAGAGUUUCGUUUCCGGCUGUAUCUCGUCGCGUAUGGAUUGAUCAACUUCCUACUGUCACUGUUUAUUGAACACGUGAUUGUGGAUGAGAUUGCUUUCAAGAGGUUACGCUACCGGUGGCACAAUGUGGCCAAAUCACGCCGCAAGUACUUACAGAUACAGCAAAGCUUCCAGCGCGAUAUCCACUCGCCGAGCGACUUUAAAACCGUGUUCGGUUGGUCGAGCGAGAAGUAUGAUUACUGACGCCAUCUUUCUGCUGAUAGUGUUGCGUCGUCGGCGGCACUCCAAGUUAUUGCU